UAUUGCACUACUAAUUUAAUUUAGUCUGUUAGGAAGUAGCCAAAUUCAAUCUUGCUCACAGAGCUACUCAGAAGGUCGCUGCUUACACUGCACAAUGGCAUUCCCAACGAACGAGGUUUCGGCUACCACUAAUGAUGUUGAAACAGUUUUGAACGAAAUAUGUGAAGUGCUCAAAGCCCAUGAAGACAGAUAUGAUGGUGUAAUUGUUGACAUAGAGAAUAUGCAGAACGAUGCUUGUCGUUUUGCAGCUUCACUGAAGGCAUCACUUUCUCAAUGGGCACGCCAGGGAAAGAAGGCGGUGUGGAUUAAAGUUCCCAAGGAACAGGCGAAACUAGUACCCGUUGCGAUUGAGGUGGGAUUUGGGUACCACCACGCAGAGCCUUCAUAUGUGAUGUUAGUGCAUUGGAUCCCUCAAACUCCCCCCACCAUCCCUGAUAAUGCUUCACAUCAAGCGGGAGUUGCAGCUUUUGUAUUCAACGAGGACGGAGAGGUUCUAGUAGUUCAAGAAAAGUGUGGCCCUUACAAAGAUUCAGGGUUGUGGAAGAUGCCAACAGGAAGAAUUAACCAGGGGGAAGGCAUUAAGGAAGGGGCCGUAAGAGAAGUUCAGGAAGAAACAGGGAUUAAUACAGAAUUUGUACAAGUGGUUGGGUUCAGGGAUGGUCACAAUGCCCCUUUCGGAAAAUCCGAUCUGCUCUUCGUGUGUAUGUUGAGAUCUCUUUCUUCUAAUAUUGUUGUGCAAGAUACCGAAAUUUCAGUAGCCAAGUGGAUGGCGAUAGAAGAAUUUGCAUCUCAACCUAAAAAUCAGCAAAGCAAACUCCUAAAAGAUAUGAUCGGCGUGUGUGUUGCCAACGUCAACGGACAAUGUGAAGGAUUUUCAGGCAUUGGGAUAUCGUCCAACUCGCACAAACCCUCUGCUUUCUUCUGCACUGCCCUUAAUUCUGAGUAAAUUAUCGGCAUUUGCAAACUGAAGAACAAAGAUAGAAUGGAUUUCAGCAACUUCAUUCAAUACAUUCGUCCUAGUCAUGUCUAGAUAUUCCUAGCACGCUCCAUGUAACAAUGAUUUCCUCGAUAGAAUAUUAUAUUUAAGUUAACAUGUUGAACGAGUAUAUUUUUUUUAAUCAAGUUUUGAAAUAAAUACAAAUUUUUCAAUUAUAUUUGAAAAAUAUUUGUAUUGUAUAUUUGACACUAUGAUCAUUUGAA
This is a messenger RNA of Cryptomeria japonica (Japanese cedar), 1200 nucleotides long. RefSeq names its product nudix hydrolase 2-like. Gene Ontology annotation, molecular function: NADH pyrophosphatase activity; ADP-ribose diphosphatase activity; NAD binding. Lineage: Eukaryota; Viridiplantae; Streptophyta; Pinopsida; Cupressales; Cupressaceae. Bases 95 to 946 code for a protein of 283 amino acids. The record is from RefSeq and is a predicted model, not a curated record. The transcript is spliced from 9 exons.